Messenger RNA from Pyricularia oryzae 70-15, 969 nucleotides. RefSeq lists its product as uncharacterized. The record is from RefSeq and is a predicted model, not a curated record. The coding region runs from base 1 to 969 and encodes 322 amino acids. The transcript has a single exon. Lineage: Eukaryota; Fungi; Ascomycota; Sordariomycetes; Magnaporthales; Pyriculariaceae.
AUGCACAUCUCCAGCUGGCUCAAGUUCACCCUGCUCGCGGCCCUCGGCCCCCAGGCGCUGGCUAAGAUCAUCGCCGACCAGGGGGCCGACAAGGGCACGCUCGGGGCCUCUGGUCGCCCACACAUCUUGAGGGACCCCUUGCCUGGCGACGACGACAGCCAUGGCGCCGGCUCCCCUCCCCCCGGAGUUGUCGUCCCGCGCCCGCACGACACCACCACGGCGCCUCACCCCGGCACGAUCCACAACAAGCGGACCAGCGAGGAGCUGAGGAGAUUUCCCGAACUGCGCGAGAACAACCUCGACGAGCACGGACGCGAGCUCAAGUGGGGCGAAGGGAAGCGGCUGCCGCCAAACCUGUGGCCAAACAGUUUCCUGCCGCAGAUGGGCUAUCGUCCGGAGGAGAACAAGGGAGGCGAAAAGAAGGAGCAAGCCCCCUCGCCGUCUCCCCGGCGUGGCGGUCAACAGUCCAGCUUCCCCAAGUCUCCCAGGAGCGUUGAGGGUCGCAUCGCCGCCCGUGCCAACGACCCCGACGCCGGGAAGCAGGGCGUAGACGCGGACGGCAACCCCAUCUCCAAGCUCGGCAGGGUGCACCGCAUCCAGCGCGGCCGUAGGGUCUCGCCCCGCGACGAGGAGCCGGCCGUGCUCGAGGCGCGCGCGCGGCCCGUUUUGACCACCGAGCCCAAGCCCAAGUCGCCCAAGGCCAAGAAGCCCAAGGAGCCCAAGGAGCCCAAGGAUGAGAACACCACCGAGGAGCAGCAGGGCGACCCCCGCCCGCGCGAGAACAACGUCUACAACUGCGACGGGUCGUUCAACAAGUACGCCGCCCGGGGCCUCGAGGCGCGCACCGAGCCCAAGUACUACGAUGCCAACGCGGAUCCUUCGUCGCGCGACAAGGGCGUCCACAUGGACGACGGGUCUAUCGCUCCGCACGGCCGCCGGGUGCGCAGCGGCAAGUCUUGCAGGGCCUAA